[Torrubiella] hemipterigena is the source of this 1493-nucleotide messenger RNA. Lineage: Eukaryota; Fungi; Ascomycota; Sordariomycetes; Hypocreales; Clavicipitaceae. The record is from the annotation of a GenBank genome assembly.
AUGAAAAAGUCGCGAAAGCAUCACCAUGUUUUAUUUCUUCUGAUUUUGAGAGGAGGAAUAGGGUUUCGAGCAUACUGGUUUACUGCUUGUUAUUAUAUGCGCUAUCAUGACCAAGUUUAACCCUCGGUUUCUGAUCGUGAGCCUGGGUAACCCCCUACCGAAAUAUGAAAGUUUACAUUCAGCUGGCCAUUUUGCUCUCAAUGGCCUGACCAAAGUACUGAAGCAGGCUCCUUUCCGAGAAACUACUCUCGGGAGACAGGCGUGUCUUGUCUCGAGCAGCCCCAAGUAUACGCUGGUCCAGUCCCCUACGCUGAUGAACAUUUCGGGACCGUUCGUCGCGAGGGCAUGGCAGGAGACAUUAAAACAGCAUGGUCCUGCCGACUUACUUAGCUUGGUGCUUGUACACGACGAAUUGGAAAAAGACAUGGGCAUUGUCAAGCUGGUGGCAUGGGACCGAAGCCCCAGGGGUCACAACGGCAUCAAGAGCGUCAAGGCGUCACUGGCCGCUACCAACUAUCCAGACUCUCCUUUUGCCCGAAUAGCUAUAGGAAUUGGUCGUCCAGCCGCACGAGAUGCUGCCACAGUUAGUAGCUACGUCCUUGACAGGAUCUCGAGAGAGAACCGGCAAAUUCUGGAGGAACAAGUGCCGUGGGAGGUUGCCAAGCGACUUUCGGAGCUGGAAGAAGAGUGGCGGCAGAGCAUGGCGGAGUGAAUGGAGACUAGGGGCAUGGAUUUACACGCCCUAUUAUCUACUCCAUAGUGUAUCGUCAUAGGCAUGGGGACUUGGCUGGAUCGAAGACUGGCUGCACCACCUACCGCUAUCAUAUGCAACACGAUACACAUACCCCAGACUAUUACGAUGGGAUCAGAACUUUUGGUCAUACAAGCCGAUGAAUAUCACGCUGACUGAAGAUCUGGUUCAUACGGUCGCUGGGCGCUGGUCACCCGGCAUGUCAUCGCGACGGGUGCUGGGUCGAACCGUCCCAUGAGGCGGAGUAACGCGCGCGGACGCCUAUUGGAUGGCACUACGAGAGGCCUCAAUCCCUAGCUUGCUUACCCUUGAUUGGAUCAGCAACUGCUAUCAGAGCCAGGUCUUUUAAUCCUAAUGAUGAGACGUUUAUGAGCCCUCGCUAGGCAACAUGCAACAGCGCUUUGCGUGAGCUUUCAGUCAUGAGCUGGAAGAUUACUUAUAACAGUCGAAUUUAGUGCACAAAUUCCCGGGCUCGCAAAAUAAAUUCGGCCAAGCUAUUGUCUCUGCAUGAGCUCACUGGAGAAUUGUUGACUCGAAACGGCUGCGCUAUCACUCUCUACUCUAAACCGCUAUCUCGACUUACAUACAACAACCUCACAAAUACCACUCUACGCAUAAAAUUGCAAAAAAAAUAACUCAAACAUACCAAUACACAAUAAAACCCAAUUAGACUCGCAGCCCUAAUCCAAACCUUCUAUUUCAUGAUCUUUGACACAUGCCAGCCUUGUACGAAAAGCUGCCC